Trichechus manatus latirostris (Florida manatee) is the source of this 318-nucleotide messenger RNA. It is a transcript of the gene DEFB114, whose product is annotated as defensin beta 114. Gene Ontology annotation, biological process: innate immune response. NCBI's taxonomy places the organism in Eukaryota, Metazoa, Chordata, Mammalia, Sirenia, Trichechidae. The coding region runs from base 1 to 213 and encodes 70 amino acids. The record is from RefSeq and is a predicted model, not a curated record. Gene Ontology annotation, cellular component: extracellular region. The transcript has 2 exons.
AUGAAGAUCUUUUACCAUCUCUUCCAUUUUCUAUGUUGUGCAACUCUCAUUCUACCAGCUACCUGUUCCUUUGUGGAUCCUGAUCGUUGCUUAAAAUACAAUGGUCACUGUAAGAGAAGCUGUGCUACAGAUGAAAAGCAAGUUGAUAUAUGUUUCUCACCAAGUAAGAUUUGCUGCGCUGAAAGGCUUUAUGAAGAAGAUAAUUUAUUUUGAAAAGGAAGAUAUACCUCUGAACAAAGAAGUUUUGUGUUCAUUAGCACAGGGAAGCAUAUAAAUAUAAUUAGCGCAUCUUUGAAAUAAAGAAUUAAACACAUAAGC